Molecule: messenger RNA, 2052 nt
Organism: Tetrahymena thermophila SB210
Lineage: Eukaryota; Ciliophora; Oligohymenophorea; Hymenostomatida; Tetrahymenidae
Exons: 7
Source: RefSeq, a predicted model, not a curated record
AUGAGUUAAAUAUCACAAUAAGUGAUAGAAGAAGAGAGUGCAGAGAUAAAUGAAGAUACGAAAAGUGUCGAUAAAAAUGUAGCAAAGGAAGGUUAAUAAAAAAUAAUUGAUUAGUAAGCUGAAGAUAUAACUAUCUAGCCAUCAUAAUAGAUGAAUGAUUAGCAAUCAUAAAAAAUAUAAUAAACAAGUACUAAAAAAUUGGAGCAUAAAAUUUAAAGUGGAUCUUCGAAAAAGAAAAUUGAGGAUUAAGAGAAUUAAAAUGAAGAUGAAGAUAAGCUUGAUGAUGCUGAACUCUUUUAUAUUGAACUUUAAGAUGCUAUCCUUACAGGAGAUUAAGAUCAUAUUUUGGAAGUAAAAAAAAAAUAUGAAUAAGCUGUUUACUUAAAAAGGAAAAAAAUUACUGAUGCUGCAGAUAAGAAGAAGGAAGAAAAGGCCAUUAAAAAUUAGCAACAUCUACUUAAAUAAAGCCAAAUCAAUAGAAGAAACUUAAUGCUAGAAAAGGAAAAGAUGAUAGAAGAAAAAGAGAAGGAGCUUGAUAAAUUACAUGAGAAAAUUAAACAAAGAGCUAUAGAGGAAGAAAAGGAGUUUCAAAAAAGAGAAAAAGAAAGAAAAUAGAUAGAAAAAGAAAAGACAAAACUGGCCAAUACACAUAACAAGAAGAUAGAAUAAGUUAUAUCAGAGUAAAAAAGUGAAAUGGUCUAAAAGUAGAAGCAAUAGUAGGAGAUAUUGAAGUAAUAGAGAUAAGAAGAUGAAGAAAAGAGAAAAGAAUUAGAAAGGAACGAGAGAGCCAAGCAAAUUGAGUUAUAUAACAAAACAAGAAAGGAGUUGGAAGAAGAAAAAUAAUAAUAGAAAGAGUUAUAAAAAAUAAAUAAAAAACUCUUUGAAGAUGAAGUAAAAUAGCUAAGAGCAGAAGAUGAAAAAAAAUAAAAGCUAGAGGAAGAAGAAAGGAAGAGAUUAAGAGAGAUAGACUUAAAAAGAAAGAAAGAUUAAUAGUAAACUUAAAGUUUAAUAGAUUCAUAAUUCUAAGCUGUCUAAGAAAGAAAAAACCUUUUAGAAUAAGAAUAUAGUCAUAAAUUUGAUAAAAUAAAUAGUAAGAAAGCUGAAGAGCUUGCAAUUCUCUAAGAGAAAUCAAAAAAAAGGGAUAAGAAAAUAGAAAUGACAAGAUGGAAUGCACAGUUUUAAGAAGAAUGGAGAUAAAUGAAGCUUUAAGAUAAGAUGAGAUUGGAGGAAUUUAUUUUAAAUGAAAUAAUGGAAGACAAGUAAAAGUUUUUAGAGUGGAAAAAAGAGUAAACUUAACUAAAGGAAUAAUAAGUAUCUCAGCAAAAGCUUCAAAAGCAUAUUGAAAAAGUUGAUAAAAUAAAUUAAUAUGUAGAUAAAUUAGAAGCAGAUGAUCAAAUGACAUUCGAAAUAUUCUAAUUAAAGCAAAUGCAACACAGUAUUAAAUUUGAAGAUAAGCAAAAAUAGGUUGAAUUAGCUAGGUAAUAGGCUUAAAAAAUGUAAGAAGAGAAGGAAAAAAGAAUUGCAUAAAAAAUUAAAGAAGACGAAGAAAAGGCAUAAUUAGUCAUAAGUUAAAAUAAAACAAUUAAACUGUCAGAUUAUGAGCAAAAGAGGCUUUUGAUCUAGCAUAACUUAAAACAAAAAGAAAAAUUAGAUCAAGAAAAGAAGAAGAAGAUCAUAGAGCAGAUAGAAAUGGAUAAUAUCAAAUAUUUAUAGAGCAUCUAAAAUAAAACAGCUUCUCUUUAUUAUUUUAGGAAGAAUCGUCUAAUUAAAUCAGCUAAUCAGUAAGAAAACAUAAAAUAGGUUGAAAGAGCUCGAAGAAAAAAGCUAAUUUAAUUUGAAUAAAAUAUUUAACAAAAAAAGGAGAGAGUUGAAAUUAGAGAGUAAUUUAAAGAAAGAGAGUAAGAAAUGAGAAGGUAAUUAGAAAUUCAUGCACAAUAAAUGAAAGAAAAGGAAUUUAAAAAAUUAAGAAAUAUUAUUUCAUCUAACAAAUAAAUAAGACCUUAGUCUUCUAAUCCUUAUACAUAAAAUAGGAAUUAUUAAAAUCUGUAUUGA